AAAUUGGUAACAAAGCUUGAUUUUUCCCUUUCUUUUCUUGUUAAAGAAAUGAUUUAGGACCUAGAACCCUCCCUUUGAAGUAGAAAUUUCCAGAUCUGCUCUCCCUUCCUCUUUCCUUCGGUCCGUGAGUUUCUGCUGGUUGGGGGUGCGAUUUUCUAGGCUUUUUGGUAGGCAAGAACCUUGAAAUUCAUCUUUUCUCCCUUAAUUUGGUUUGGGUUUACUUUGAAUUGUGUUUUGGUUCUUGAAUUUGGUAGCCGCGAGUUCCCUUGCAGAAUUGCCACCGGCCUCUUUCCCCCGCCAGGUCCGGUUCUACAGCUGGAAAAAUUCUAGUUCCUGAUUGUUCUGUCAGUUUAGCACUGAGAUCGAGUCUUCGGUUUUAUGCGAGUGAGGUAAGUAACUUAUGGUAAUGCCCUGGAUUUAAGGUAAAGCUUUUAAAAGCAAAUUUUUGAUGGUUUUGAAAUGGUGGCGGGACUAAACCUGUUUUACACGAGCAUGACUUAUUUGAAAUGAAAUUUUUAUGCUUUUCAUUAAAUUGAGCAUGCCUACUUGAAAUUUAAUUGAUUGUCCUGAUGAUCUGAGAGUGAUUAGUGAAUUAUGAUUUUUCUGUUAACUUCUGCCUGUUUUGUCUCCGAUAUGGUCAUGUUAUUCGUGUGCUCGCUAGUGGGAGGUUUAUAAACGCUAGCACAUGUCGACAUGUAUUUCUGUAGAGCCGAUUCCUCUUACCAAUGGGAGUUGUUAAACACUGUUAUUUCUGUGAUCCUGUUAGUGGGAUUAUACACUAGUAAAUCAUGUGCCUGCUAGUGGGAGGUUUAUAACACUGGCCAUGACCUAUAGAGGAGAUGUUUAUUUUGUUCCCGUACUGUACUCGUUUUUUGCAAUUAUACUUGUUAGCAUGCUAUGAGUUUAAUUACGGGCUAUCCAUAUUUACUUACUGAGUUAUCUCACCUCGUUGUUCUCGUCCACCAUUUCAGGUAGGUGACCGAGACAUGGAAAUCAAGGGGAGUGACGUGGUAGAAGGCUAGCCACUUGAGAUUUGACAUAGAUUCUAGAUAUAUAUACCAUGCUCUUGUAAGUUAGAUUUUAAUUGGAAAUUUUAUGGUAUCAAAACUGAUUUUGUUGAAUAAGUUUUGAGCCUUGUGCAUUUGUGGGACCUUCUCACAAGUAUACGGCGUUUGCCACGUCCUCGGAUUUGGGUUCUGAGGCGUGACAAAGAGCUGAGAUGAUUUUCUUGUGAAUUUACUACAUCAUGAACUUGGGGAGUGCAAAGUGAUUGUGAAGGGGAAAUACCUAUGGAAAGAGAUUUUGAGCCUUCAUAUCCUUCCUUUUGAUAACCUAACCCAAAACCACAUUACAAGCCAACAAUAAUCUUUAUUAGUGAAU
Messenger RNA from Rubroshorea leprosula, 1380 nucleotides. The record is from the annotation of a GenBank genome assembly. Lineage: Eukaryota; Viridiplantae; Streptophyta; Magnoliopsida; Malvales; Dipterocarpaceae.